UCCGCUCUUGCUCUUGCUCUUGCCUGGAGACAUUGCUGCAAUGCAGGCUGCCAUGACCGGUUUAACGCUCUCUCUGCUUUUACUGCCUCUGUGUGCUGCCGAUGUUUUCCUGAGGCCAUAUGUUGCCCAUUCUGUCCUGCACCGUCCCCGACGAGCCAACACCGGCCUGCUAGAGGAGCUGAAGCAGGGCAACCUGGAACGGGAGUGCAUCGAGGAGGUGUGCGACUAUGAGGAGGCACGGGAGGUCUUUGAGGAUGACACCUUGGCGAAUCGGUUUUGGACGAUGUACAGAAACCGUAACCCAUGUGACCCCAAUCCGUGCCUCAACAACGGAAAGUGUGUCCAUUUUCUAUCGAUCUAUCAGUGCCAGUGUCCCGAUGGGUUCCAAGGGAGACACUGCCAAGAAGCCGGAGUAGCUGAAACACUGAAGUGUCGCUAUCUGAAUGGGGGCUGUGAGCACUUCUGCAAUGACACAGGGGGACAGGUAACGUGCGCGUGUGCUGAUGGCCACGCCGUGGCGGAGGACGGGCGGAGCUGCGUCGCUGAAGUGCAGUAUCCCUGUGGUAAGGUUCCACUCUUGGAGGCCUCAAAACUGCAGGCCAACAAGACAACGAGAGAAUCAGAGUAUGGCCAGUACUGCCCCAAAGGCCACUGCCCCUGGCAGGUUUUGUUGCAGCACAAAGGCUCUAGCUACUGUGGGGGGGUCAUCGUUCAUCCCAGCUGGGUGGUCACCACUGCCCACUGUCUGAUCAACCUGAAUGUGGAGGACCUGAUGGUGGUCGCAGGGGAGCACGACCUGAGGCUGGUGGAGGGCACGGAGCAGAAGAUCCGCGUGGCCGAAGCUGUCCUCCACGAGCUGUACAAUGUCACAACUAGCGAUAGCAACAUUGCCCUGUUGAGGCUUCACCAGCCCAUCGUAUUCUCCAACUACGCCGCGCCCGUGUGCCUCCCGCGGAAGGAGUUUGCCGAGAACGAGCUGGUGGCCAUGCGCUACUCCAUCGUCAGCGGCUGGGGCUGCCGGAUCAAGGCUGGGUACCUCCAGGGAGACGCAGUGUCCCUGUACCCGCCCACCUCACGCCUCUUAUGGCGGAUGGCCGUUCCACCCCUGUCCCCCGAGCAAUGUGCACUGAAGAGCGGCAUGAACCUCACCAGCAACAUGUUCUGCGCCGGCUACCUCGAAGGGACCACCCUGAGCAGCUGCAAGGAGGACAACGGGAGUCCCCUGGUGACACGCUAUGGGGACACAGCCUUCCUGACGGGGCUGGUGGGUUUCAGGGCCUGCACCUACCAGGGAUACUUCAAGAUAUACACCAAGGUCUCCAACUUCUUAGACUGGCUGCACGCGCACAUGAGUUCGGGUAUCGCGCCGACAGACGGGCAUCCUCAUUCUUCCACUAACCAAACGCUGCCCCCUGUGGUCAUAGAGCAACAUUCCCCGUCAGAUCCAUUCUGGCUGUGGCAGCGUGGAAAGUGCAAUAUUCAGCUGGAAAGCACCAUGUUCUGUUUUAUCCAGGCCGGUCUUCUCCUCCUAUCACUGCUGCCCGAGGCUGAAACGGGAGUUUUCCUUCAGAACCAGGAUGCCAACCAGGUGCUGAGCCGGAGGAGGCGGGCAAACAGCUUGUUUGAGGAGUUUAAAAAAGGAGACAUGGAGCGGGAGUGCAUUGAGGAACGUUGUAGCCGCGAGGAGGCCAGGGAGAUAUUUGAGAACGAGGAGCGUACGAAUGAGUUCUGGAACGUCUACGUAGAUGGGGAUUCCUGCAGGUCUGUUCCCUGUAUAAACAAUGGCACCUGCAAGGAUGGGAUCGGGAGUUACACGUGUUACUGCGCCGCCGGCUUCCAGGGCACCAACUGCGAAAUCGCGAUACCAAAGCUAUGCGACUUAAGCAACGGAGACUGCGAGCAUUUCUGUAACGUGGUUCAUAAUCACGUCAUCUGCUCAUGUGCUGAUGGAUACACCCUGGGAGAGGAUAGGAAAUCCUGCCUGUCGAAUGAGCCCUUCAAAUGCGGCUUCAUAGUCAGCAAGCACAACACCCGCAGCAUUAAAGUUUCCAAGCCGUUGUCCAAUGCCACACAACACCAAAACAUCUCUGCAAGCAACACGACCGUGGAAUCAUCCGAAGAUGAUUAUGAAGAUGAGGAACUUAUUAAUGACUUUCGUGUUGUCGGUGGCGAGGAGUGUCCCGCUGGAGAUUGCCCCUGGCAGGCCCUCCUGGUAACCGAGGAUGACCUGGGCUUCUGUGGUGGAACUAUCCUCAAUCAGAAAUUCAUCCUGACGGCAGCUCACUGCCUGAGGGAGACACAGUCAUUCUAUGUUGUCCUGGGCGAAACUAACAGAAAUGUGGACGAGCAUCGCGAAACCCGCCACGAGGUGGAACUGGUGCUGGUGCACAGCCAGUACAUGCCUGACACGUACCACAAUGACAUCGCACUCGUCAAGAUGAAGGAGCCCAUCCGCUUCUCGCCGUACAUCCUGCCGGCCUGCCUGCCAGAGAGCGACUUCGCCGAGCGUGUGCUGAUGCGGCAGCCCGACGGCAUGGUCAGCGGGUUCGGCCGUGUCCGCGAGGGCGGCCCCCAGUCACCCGUGCUGCUCAAGCUCAGCGUGCCCUACGUGGACCGCAAGACCUGCAUCGACUCCAGCAACCUGAAGAUCUCCAACACCAUGUUCUGCGCCGGCUACAGCGACGAGGCCAAGGACGCGUGCCAGGGUGACAGUGGUGGCCCCCACGUCACCCGCUACAAAAACACGUGGUUUCUGACAGGCGUGGUCAGCUGGGGAGAAGGCUGUGCGCGGCGAGGGAAGUACGGUAUCUACACACAAGUGUCCAAGUACAUCAAGUGGAUCCGAGCAGUCCAGAGGAAGUACAUUCAGCUGUGAGGGAUACGCUGUGAAGGAGGAUUCUGCAAAAACGAGUUGUUGUGGAGUAAACUAUGUAUACGGCAAUAAAUAAAACAGAUUUGUGAAUGA
Paramormyrops kingsleyae is the source of this 2965-nucleotide messenger RNA. Lineage: Eukaryota; Metazoa; Chordata; Actinopteri; Osteoglossiformes; Mormyridae. The record is from RefSeq and is a predicted model, not a curated record.